Molecule: messenger RNA, 780 nt
Organism: Symbiodinium natans
Lineage: Eukaryota; Dinophyceae; Suessiales; Symbiodiniaceae
Source: the annotation of a GenBank genome assembly
AUGUCGAUGGGCGACCUCAUCCAGAGCUUACUGGGCGACCUCCAGGUUAUACCCUCGCACAUAACCUGGCAUCACACUGCGCAAAUGGCCGACAUGGAAGAGGAGGUCACAUUCCAAGGAGCCAUCGAUGAGGCCCGCUCAGCGAUCGUUUCCACGAGGUUCUUUGACUGGCGCUCUAAAGGCACCAUCAAACUCCCCAAGGAGCCCUCAAGGAAGCUCAAGGAGGAGUUCGCAAAGCUACCGGCAAAAGAGAGGGUGUGGGUUGUGGACCUCCUCUUGCAAACCUACUUGCGCCGCCUGUUCCUGGUAGCAAACCUUGCCAGCUGCCUCCUCUUCGUCGUCUAUGUGAAGGUCGUAUGGCCCCAAUUGGCAAUGUUGGCCAUCUGGGCUGUUUUGGCCGCCAUUGUGUUCUUGGCAUUCAUCCGUGAGUACAUGCUCAUGAUGCAUGGGUUUGCACCCACUGUUGCUUACGCAAACCUGACAGCGAACCUGGCGGAGUUUGCCAAGGUUAAAGCUGAAAACCAGAAACUGGUUUCUGAAGCGGCCAAGACUUUAACAAGUCUGGAAGCUACGGAACGCCGCAUCAACAGCCUCCGGGAGAAACUCUACGGGGAGCUGGAAGACCUUGGGAAGGUCUACCAUGAGCAACUUGCCAAGUUCAACUUGACAAGCUAUCUCGGUGAAACACAAAUCGGGACCGUGAAGAGUCUGUUGAAAACCUUAUCGACCUCAGGCGUUGACGCCGAAACACUGAGGUGCUUUGGGUCCGACCUUGCAUAA